This is a messenger RNA of Strongyloides ratti, 228 nucleotides long. RefSeq lists its product as hypothetical. Lineage: Eukaryota; Metazoa; Nematoda; Chromadorea; Rhabditida; Strongyloididae. The transcript has 2 exons. The record is from RefSeq and is a predicted model, not a curated record. Bases 1 to 228 code for a protein of 75 amino acids.
AUGGAAUAUUUCCUAAAAAAAGAAUGCAGCAAUGAACAUGAAAUGAAAUUGCAGUUUGGAAAGCAGAUUCGUUGGAGAAUCUACAUAAAAGAAUGUAGAGCAGAAUCAGGAAUAAUGAAUUUUGCUGAAAAAGAAGCAUCCAAAUUGCUUCAUGGAAAUUCAAUAAGUUCAAUGAAAACAAAUGAAGAAACUAGUUUAUUCGAUUCAACAACAGAUGGUGGAAUAUAA